AUGCUGGGUCUCCAGGCACUUCCUCCCACUCUCAGUCUCCAGGCACUCCCUCCCACUCUUGCUCUCCAACCAGUUCCUCCCAUGCUGGGUCUUCAGCCACUUCCUUCCACUCUUGGUCUCCAACCACUUCCUUCCACUCUUGGUCUCCAGCCUCUUUCUCCUGCUCUCACCACUCUCAUCCAGGUGUGGUCUGCAGCCAUUCUUGUCCCCUCUGAGUCUGCAGCCAUUCUCAGCCAUUUAGGGUCUGUUGCAGCCACACUUGUCUGGUCAAUGUCUGAAGCCAUUCUUUUUCCCAUCAGCUCUGUAGCCACUCUUUUCCAGUUUGGGUCCCCAGCCACUCUCCCCUAG
Molecule: messenger RNA, 348 nt
Organism: Suillus subaureus
Lineage: Eukaryota; Fungi; Basidiomycota; Agaricomycetes; Boletales; Suillaceae
Exons: 2
Coding region: 1-348 (115 amino acids)
Source: RefSeq, a predicted model, not a curated record